GCCCCAGAGGGAGAGUCACGUGACUCGGGUCGCUCCUGGUGAUGUGGUUAGUAAUGGUAGUGUGGGUGAGUGAGUCAGUGAGUUAGUGAGUAAAUAUCGCUGCAGAACUGGUUAACUCCUUACAGACGGUGCAGGUCAUACAGGUGACAUUCAGCAUGAAUUUUCUCCUGGAGACCCUGCGUGUGCUGGUGCUGUCCGUCUACUACUUUCUGGAGGCCUUCGUGAAGCUCCUCCUGCCGGUGGGGAAGAAGAGCAUUGCCGGGGAGACGGUGCUGAUCACAGGGGCGGGCAGCGGAAUCGGACGCAUCAUGGCCAUCAAGUUCGCCAGCAUGGACGUCACGCUGGUGCUGUGGGACAUCAACCUGGAUGGGGUGAAGGAGACAGCUCGGGUGGUUAAAGAGAAGGGAGCUCGCAGUGUGCACUGCUAUCAGGUGGACUGCAGUGACCGGGGCAAUGUAUACCAAGUGGCAGAGCAGGUCAAACAGGAAGUCGGUGACGUCACAAUCCUCAUAAACAACGCCGGCAUCGUCACCGGCAAGAAGUUCAUGGAUUCUCCGGACAGCCUGGUGGAGAAGACGCUCCAAGUUAAUGCCAUGGCUCACUUCUGGACGUAUAAAGCGUUCCUUCCGGCCAUGAUGGAUAAGAACCACGGUCACCUGGUCUGCAUCGCCAGCUCUGCAGGACUGAUCGGGGUUAAUGGGCUCGCAGAUUAUUGUGCCAGUAAGUUUGCCGCUGUGGGUUUUGCUGAGUCAGUGGCGCUGGAGCUCAUAGCCACGGGAAAGGACGGCAUCAAGACGACGAUAGUGUGUCCGUAUUUCAUCAACACCGGGAUGUUCGACGGCUGCAAAACGAAAUGGCCACAUCUGCUUCCUAUCCUGCAACCUGAGUACGUCGCUAAGAAGAUCCUGAACGCCAUUCUGACGGAUCAGACCUACCUCUUCAUGCCCAGGACCAUCUACUUCCUAAUGUUUUUGAAAAGGUAAGAUCGUGUAAAGUUUCCUGCCAUAUAAAGAAACCGUGAUCCUGGGCAUGUACUUCGGAGCCUUUACCUUCAUGGAUGCUUUCAAAGGAAGACAAAAGAAAGAGAAUUAACCCGAUUUUUUCCCCCGUCCGAUUGUAUUAUUUCAACAGCAUUUUACUGAUCAUUUUCAGUACAACGAAUAAUAAUAAUAAUAAUUUUAUUUUUAAUAAUGUUGUUGAAAACAUAACCACUUUCGGAUUUUAUUACAGGACCAAAUGAAACAGCAGCUUCUGAAUGUGGUCCAGUUCUGCCUUUAGUGAAGAUGUUGUUUGUUUUUUUAAAUCUGUUUACAUAUUGCGUUGUGUCAUAGUGAAAAUAACGAAAUAUUGUCCACUUGAAAAUCCAAGAUUUCUUUAAUCAGUUGUCAGAGUGUUAAUGCGUAGGAUCUAAGCCAUUUCAGCACUAAUACACUGGACCACUGGGGUUGUGAAGGGGCUUUGUUUGUUUGUUUGUUUUUUAAACUUACAAAAGCCUCGAAACAGACUGCAGGGACGUCGUUAACAUAUCUACGAUAUCUUAUUCAUUAGUUGUUUAGCAGUCUCGCUGUGGCCUGUUUAGGUAUCGUAUUUAGGGGAGAGACAGUUGUUAACACUGUCCGAUCCUCUGAGCUGAAAUCUGAUUGGCUGUCAGAUUUUUUUGGAGGCGUGAACAUAAGUGUAUUGAAUUAUAUAUUAAUUCUGCGUGCAAAUGAAAUGGACUAGUUUUAGAUAUUUCAUUUUCACUUAGCGUGAUCGUUGACGAGGCUAAUCAGGUUAGUUAGCAUAUCUGAGGUUUGAAUUUGAUUGACGGCGUAGUUUCAGUUUGUAACAGUCGUGUGAUAUACAUAUACAUAUAUAUAUAUAUAUAUAUAUAUAUAUAUAUAUAUAUAUAUAUAUAUAUAUAUAUAUAAAAAUUGACAGAGAUGUGUGAAAAAUUGUAUGCAUAAGUUAUAAGUUAUAUUACAUAGGAAAGUGCUUUAGCUGGUACAAACAUUCCAAAUUUUGUUUCUGUGGUGUAAAUAUUAUACGUUACAUUCUGUUAACGUGAGAGCGGUCCGUGUUUACUGUGAAUAGAGAGACGAGUGUAACGUUUGGGUCAAAACACCACAGCUAUACAAAAUUUAUUUUAAACAAGGUACACCACGACUUACCCCGCCAACCACCCCCUUUGGAUACACUUUGCUGAUGAUAGAAGUCUAUGGGGAAAAAAAACAAAAGAAAAAAGGCUAAACUGGCUCAAGCUCACAGGAAAGUCCUCAACGGUUCCACAAAUCACCGCUCUGUGCAGCCAUGUUGAGCAGAAAAGCAUCUCGGAACACACAAAAGCUCAGAGCUUCAGGGAAACCGUGGCCUCAUGUUGUUGAUUAACAGGAACAGAACCUCAUGGAGUUUUCCCAAGGCUGUGUAUUUUGACGUGCUUUUCUGCGCAGCACGGCUGUACAGAGUGGUGAUUUGAUAAACCCUCGCCUUCCUGCGAGAUCAAAACUCAGGUCUCAUCAGCAAGGUGGUGCUGCUCACAGAACUGCCUCGGACCGGAUUUGUUUUUUGUACAAUUCUCUGUUUUGUGCGUCUGUGUGAAAAUCUGCAGUUUCUGAAACACUCAAACUGACAUCAUCAUCAUCAUUAAAGUCCCUGAGAUUUA
This is a messenger RNA of Hemibagrus wyckioides, 2641 nucleotides long. It is a transcript of the gene sdr16c5a, whose product is annotated as short chain dehydrogenase/reductase family 16C, member 5a. Gene Ontology annotation, molecular function: oxidoreductase activity, acting on the CH-OH group of donors, NAD or NADP as acceptor. NCBI's taxonomy places the organism in Eukaryota, Metazoa, Chordata, Actinopteri, Siluriformes, Bagridae. Bases 156 to 983 code for a protein of 275 amino acids. Gene Ontology annotation, cellular component: lipid droplet. The transcript is spliced from 7 exons. The record is from RefSeq and is a predicted model, not a curated record.